Molecule: messenger RNA, 804 nt
Organism: Perkinsus marinus ATCC 50983
Lineage: Eukaryota; Perkinsozoa; Perkinsida; Perkinsidae
Exons: 5
Coding region: 1-804 (267 amino acids)
Source: RefSeq, a predicted model, not a curated record
AUGUCCAGCUCGAGUACAUGUGCUUCUUCUAUCGAGCUCGUUUUCCCCGUUGCCUCGAUAUUCACCAGAAGCUUCGGCCAGAAGAAAAUGGACUGCUGGGUCAGCUGUGACAAGAACUAUACUGGGUUCAAGUUGAGGCCUCGUGGGGACAACCACAACCUCCACAUGACCGCCUCAGUGGGGGAGUACCGCUCGAUAGCCCUGUCAUCGGGGAACAGCAAGAAGAAGAACCCUCUGCUAAGAGUGCUCAGAGGUGACGAGAAGAGCAACCAUUGGAGGCUUUGCUAUCGCUGCCCGACUUGUCCACAGCAUAACACGUUCUACACGGAUUUCGUCACCGCUUUCAACUACGGCGGCACCGAGACCGAGUUCACCAUGGAUCUCCGUCCAGCUGAUCGCUGGUGUCGCUGCCGUGCCAGCGAGGGCGGGAGCGCACCGAGGUCGAAAAGGGGGGAUAAACGCCUAGUGGUCCGCAUCAAUGACGAGGAGCACUCACCCUACUUUUUCAAAGUCGUGGACGAGACCGGCAAAGUGUGUUUGAAAGCAGUGAGGAGCUCGGCUACGACAGAUGCAGGAGACGACACUAUUGGCCUCACCUUCAAAGAGCCCUUCAACGUCGCUGCUGCAUUCGGGCUGACUAUAGCCGUUGCCACCGCUUGGAAGGAGAGGCAACCCAGUAAAAAUAUCGUGAAGCGGCUCACAAGGCAAUGCUCGACAAGAGCUGAGGAGACCUUGGAAAAGCUGUUAAGGAUAGCGAGAAGGUCGAUAACAUGUGGUACGGCGAAAAAGGCAGACUCCAAGUAG